Cetraspora pellucida is the source of this 378-nucleotide messenger RNA. NCBI's taxonomy places the organism in Eukaryota, Fungi, Glomeromycota, Glomeromycetes, Diversisporales, Gigasporaceae. The record is from the annotation of a GenBank genome assembly.
AUGCCAUUACAUCUUUUAAGUUCAAUAAUUGAAUUAUAUGAGAAUGACAAUGAAUGUAGUCCUGAAAUUCUUGAAGGUUUGAAACAGUUUAUUUCUACAAUGAAAGACUAUUUAAACCUUAUACCUGCAUUUGAAAAAAACAUAAAAGAAUCAGAAAUAACGUUGCAUUUAUAUGUGUCUUUUACACUACCUAAUAAAGAUCAAGUAAGGGCUACGAAAAAUUACCAUAAUGCACCAAUGUUUAGUGACAUUGCUGUUUAUAUGGAUUCUGAACAAGAAAUUAAAACAUUUAGUGGAUAUUGCUUCGCAAAAGUUUUAUUGUUAGUUUGUAUAGAAUUAGAAAAUACUACUACAUUGAAUCUUGCACUUAUUCGUUGA